UUCAAUCGUAUUUACAAUAACAACGAUUUCAACGACCUAGGUAUUUCAAUACUUCACAUCCUGCCUUUCUUCAGUUUAAAUUCAAUUCGUAACUGUUUCAACGGUGCUCAUAACAAAGUUAAAAAGCAAGCGCGGAUCAAAAACUUUAUACAUUUUGCUGAGCAUUUGUAUUAAGCGGACGCUAUCAUACAGAUUCCUGCAAUUUGCUUUUCUUUGUUCGAAGAAACUCAUUAAUAAAAGCAAUGGAAGUUGAAACUAAAUCCACCGAAAUCCGCUGCCAAGAAAUGUCAAAGGGAGGAUUGGCAUAUGAAGUGAUCUUGGCAGAACCAGUGGGCGUGCCGGUUCCUCGUCGUGCUGACUCACCCGAAAAGACUCCCUCUGUUGAAGAAAUUCAAGAGAAGCUCAAAGCUGCAGAAGAGAGGAGACGUAGUUUGGAGGCCAGCAAGAUGGCGGCGAUUGCUCAGAAGAUGGCCAAAAUUGAGGAGGCCUCACGCAUCCGUAGUGAACAGACGAAUAACUUCAUCGUUGCCACAAAGGAAGCACUUGACGCCAAAAUGGACUCCCACGAAGAGAAACGUGAGGCGUACAUCAAUGAAUUGCGUGCACGUCUGAAGGAUCAUCUUGAAGGCGUAGAAAAGACAAGAUUGACAUUGGAACAGCAAACUGCCGAAGUUUACAAGGCGAUUGAGGAUAAGAUGAACACAGCGGCCGACAAGCGUGACGAGAACAUCAAAAAAAUGCUUGAACGUCUGCGUGAGCAUGAGGAGCAAGUCCGCAAGGUCCGCGCGGGCAACCAGGAACGCUUCAUACAGCUGGAGAGCGCUAUCCAGGACAAGUUGCAGCAGGCCGCCGACCGCCGUCUGCAGAUCGAGGCGGAGCAGCGGGAGAAGCUGCGCAACUACAAUAAUAAGCUCGCGGAGGUGCGGUCGGUAAUCACGACCAAAAUGGAGGAAAUCACCAAAGACAUCGAGGUCAAACUCACCACUGCCGAACAGAACCGAGAAAAGGAGAUUCAGAAGAAACUCGACUUUGUUAAAAAAGAGGAGCGGCGCGCGGAGCUGGUGCGGCAGAACAAGAGCGCGCGCGCAGAGAGCGAGGCGCCCACCUCCGGCUAGAGCGCGCUCGCCGACACGCCGACACGCCGACACGCAGACAUCGCCGACACGCCGACAUCGCCGACAUCGCCGACACGCCGCCGCGCCCUGGCGUCAUGCCAUAGACGUUGAUCUCAGUCGAAGCGCGUAGUCUUUUAUUUUGCGGGAGCGUGGAUCGCUCGCGGCUUCGACAUUCUGUGACGUCACUUCCAUCAUUUGAUUCGCUAAUCAUUUCCCAUUCCACGACGCAUAGCGUCGUCACGUCGACGUUCCCGGUAGUUCGCUAUGGGCGAUAUGAGUAAGAGUUUUUGUCGCUACGAAAAAUGUUAAAGUUUAUAUAUAUAUAUAUAUAUCUGCGUAAUAAGGGUUCGGCCGGUUUACCAUAGAAUGCGUUAAUAUUCAGCGGAGCGAUUGCAUCGGUGUUGUUGUAAUAAUAUGAAUUGACUCGAGAGUAAAAGAGGUAACUCAUCAGUCAGUGUCACGUCGCGGUCGGAUGUGACACCGAAUAUCUCCCUCGAUCAUGCUUAGGAUGUUUUAAAAUAAGACAUUGUUAAUUUUAAAAUUGUUUUCACUUAAAAUAAUGGGCAAUAUCGCUUAAACUAUCACGUAUCAUGGCCUACGAUUAGACAAAAAAAUGAUCAGGUUCGUAGUAUAUCUAACUAUUUGUAAUUCGAACUUCGAUAUUCUCUUGUGCUUGAUUUAUUUGUGAUCGCAAUUUCGAAUUACAAAAAGAUAAAUGGGAGUUGUUUCAUACGGGUUCCGUGUACCGAGCGAGAAUUCUAAAGUACAGCAUUUACGUCGGAACCCUAUUCGAUAUGUAUUUUUCUACGACGGAGGGAAGAACGAAAUGAAAUGGAAUUAAUCUUUAAUCGUUAGUUAUAGACUAAUAUCAUUAUUUUUAAUGUUAACAUAACGCAACAGUAUUUUAGGAAAGUAUAAUCUAAAUUUAAGUUUUUUCAUAUUAUAUCAUGAAUCACCAUUGCGCUAUAGACUGUCUUUUAUCAUAUAUUAUAUUCUAUGUAUUAAUUUUUGUAUGUAUAACGGUAGGCGAGGUAUGUACGUCGUCGCGGGUCGCGUUUGUGGUUUGGUCGAUAAUGCGUAAGUCGGUGGAUGCUUUUCCCGGAUGUUGGGCAGUUUAUUAGCACUAAACGUUACGGCCCACUACACCGGUCCAUACUAUGAACGUACCGGGCACGAAAAAAAACACGUCCGGUACUACUACGCUCACUAGAAGAUGUCAACAACGAAUCAUACAGUUCAAUAGAUUGGUAUAGAAGUAAAGUAUUGAAAAGGACAAAGGACUGUCGGCCUAUCAGCGCAUGCUACGGCGUCGAUAGAUUGAAUAUAUGUAUGUGUCCAAGCGAAUACCGUUAUGGUAUGGACAGUUAAAUUGGUCGUUAAUAUAUGUCUCAAAACUUUAUAUCUAUAUUUUUAUCUCAAAAUCUCUAUCGAAUGAAUUAUUCGACCUGUAUGAAAUAAAUUUAAAGUGCUUUUAAACUGCAAUGCCUAAAGAUCUAGUCCACGUAAAUAUAAGUACAUAAUAAUUCUUAUGAUCUCAAAACGAGCACAAUAAAAUCAAUAGUUAGAUCGAAAGCGGAAGUGCCUCAAUGUUCAUGUCGGCUCAUGGACGACAUCACUAAUGUUACGCAUAGAGCUGCCUUCAUAGCGUUUUAUAUUUUUUUAACGUAGUGGGUGGGGCGCCGCGACGCGUGGGGGUGACACGAACCGCUUCUGUGAUGUUUGCUCGUGAUAUCGUAUCGGAUACCCGAUGGGCACAAUGUAACGAUACGCGGGGUUUGCGAGACGAGUGAGGAAGGCAUAUAAAAUAAUUUUCAAUUUUUAUACUAUUAUUGUUUUAAUUCAUUUAAUAACGUCAGUCUAUUUUAUCGUCGAAGAUAUGAUAAUACUUGUAUAUAAUAUUAAGAGAUGAUGUAUCUUGCUUGGCGGCGGGGCGAGCUGCUUGCCUGCUUUCACUCCAUGUUACUAACGCUACUCGAGUAAGGGAAUUAGGUGUAAGUUACUAGCUUGUUUCUCGGUGAAGACGUGAAAACCUCUGACCAAUUUGCCUUUGGUAUUGUGUAGCCUCUUAGACUCGAGAUCGUGACGAAUCAAGUAUAGCGACGCCAACGUAUAGCUUUCUGAUAAUUAUCAAUAUAAUAUACAUUUAGUUGUUUCGUUUCGAUAACGUUAGUCACUCAACUAUCUUCUACGGUGUUAUUAUGUAUGUUCAUUUUGUAUUUUAUGUAAUUGUAAUAACUUGCUUCAGUUUGUGAGGUAUAAGAAAUUUGCUGUUUGAAGUGCAGGCAACUUUUGUAGUUUCAUUGUCGUAUUGAAUAAAGUCAUAAAUACUAAUA
This is a messenger RNA of Nymphalis io (European peacock), 3448 nucleotides long. It is a transcript of the gene stai, whose product is annotated as stathmin-4. Bases 243 to 1115 code for a protein of 290 amino acids. The transcript has 7 exons. Lineage: Eukaryota; Metazoa; Arthropoda; Insecta; Lepidoptera; Nymphalidae. Gene Ontology annotation, cellular component: cytoplasm; neuron projection. Gene Ontology annotation, biological process: neuron projection development; regulation of microtubule polymerization or depolymerization; microtubule depolymerization. Gene Ontology annotation, molecular function: tubulin binding. The record is from RefSeq and is a predicted model, not a curated record.